This is a messenger RNA of Exophiala xenobiotica, 1273 nucleotides long. RefSeq lists its product as uncharacterized. The transcript is spliced from 4 exons. Gene Ontology annotation, biological process: catechol-containing compound metabolic process. The record is from RefSeq and is a predicted model, not a curated record. Gene Ontology annotation, molecular function: ferric iron binding; catechol 1,2-dioxygenase activity. NCBI's taxonomy places the organism in Eukaryota, Fungi, Ascomycota, Eurotiomycetes, Chaetothyriales, Herpotrichiellaceae. Bases 210 to 1148 code for a protein of 312 amino acids.
GUCUUAUUCUCCACGAAACAGCUGAGGGCGAUUGCCAAUCGUAUAUGAAGACUGCGCGUCUGCUUGAAAUUUCAGGUUUGUCCUUCCACCCUCGCCCUUUCUUGUCUUCACCUUCCUUUGCUUCUGCAGCGUUUCCAGUGCCAGCAUCGGUCCGGCGCCAUAUCGAACUUGAUCCUCAAGCCUUGACGCAACAGUGAAUAACUUUCAACAUGAACGGUGCAACGAAGACCGGCGCAGCGCGCUUCGAUCCCAACUUCACUCAGCAUGUCAUUGAUGCCAUGGGACCCAAGACAUCUCCCAGGAUGCGUGAAGUCAUGACUAGUUUGACAAGGCACCUGCACGACUUUGCCCGUGAGGUUGAGCUGACGGUGGAUGAAUGGAUGGAAGGUGUGGAGCUUCUCAACUGGGCCGGCCAGAUGAGCAAUGAAAAAAGGAACGAGGGCCAGCUAGUGUGCGACGUGGUGGGUCUGGAAUCACUCGUAGACGAGAUCACCUACAAGAAGGCAUCCGAAGCCGCCGACAUGGCCACGCAGAGCGCUAUCCUCGGCCCGUUUUUCAGACACGAUCAUCCGAUUCGAGAGAAGGGUGCAACCAUCUCCUUCAACACCCCAGAAGAUGCCACUCCCGUGUAUAUGUAUGGCCAAGUGAUGGAUGCAAAGACCAAAAAGCCUUUGGCGAAUGCCACAAUUGAUGUCUGGGAGGCUUCCACAAACGGACUGUAUGAACAACAGGACGAGAACCAGGUAGAUUCCAACCUCCGAGGGAAAUUCAAGACCGAUGAGAAUGGCGAAUAUGCCUUUUACUGCCUGCGGCCGACACCUUAUCCCAUACCCUAUGACGGACCGGCAGGCAAACUGCUGCAGCUUCUUGACAGACACCCUUACCGACCAGCACAUAUUCAUCUGAUUGUUUUGAUUGAAGGCUACAAGCCAAUCACAACGCAGAUUUUCGACAAAGACAGCAAGUAUCUCGACGACGACUCGGUUUUUGCUGUCAAGGACUCCUUGAUAGUCGAAUUUGUGCCUCGAAAAGGCGACUCCAAGGCCAAUUUUGAAUUGAGAUAUGAUAUCCUAAUGGCUCCCAUCGGCGAAAAAGGAGAAUCCGGUCCCGAGAACGGACUGUCAACUGUGGGACAACCACAAUACUGACACGGGCCUGAACAAGGAGAUUGUUGUAUUGUCUUGUAUACUUUAGCGAAUUCACCUUGAUUGUGUUCAUGAUGCGUGUGCUAUACGUAGAAUACCGGUCGGUUGUAUCCAGCACAUAAACCGCG